CAUCUUACCUAUCCUCCUACAGCGCCUCGGAAGAUAUUGAUGUGCUCGAAGUCUUGCCCGAAAUGCGGGAAAAAAAUGUUGAAUCUCAACCGACACCUGAUAACCCAUUUCAGCUAUUCAGAUCGACCGUUUCGCUGCAAAAUGCCGGAUUGUGGGUUUGCGGCAACACAAUCGGGUGGACUGAAAAUACAUAUGAACACGAUGCAUACCGGGGAGAAGCCUUAUCGAUGCCCUGAGCCUACUUGCAAAUUCGCUACCGGAGAUACGUCGAAGCUCUGCAAUCAUCGUAAAAAGGAGCACCGCUACGUUCCAGGUAAAGAAAAUAAGCCAAAGAAGAGAGUCACGAAGGUCGAAGAGAUGUCCGACGAGAACACGUUCAGAGAAGCACCCUUUGUUGCGACCGGCCAUGAGGUCAACUCCACGCGGAGCCCUGGUCGCGAUCUCGUCAAUAAAGGCCAAGAGGAACUACCGAUCGCGGCGCUUCCGUUCCCAUUCCCCGACUUCGUCUCCCCUAUCGUUCGGCCUGUGAUGUAUGAACAGGCUGAGGGGCGCGCUCUGCAUCCCAUGACCGUGGACUACCAAUUUCCGGCGUCCUGGAGUCGUCCAACGCAGGCGCCCAUCAUGCCGGCAUAUGAUGAUCGAUCGAUCGAAGGCCCAGGGUAUUAUGUCCCGUGUCACAACUACGGGCCACUGGCUGCUUACCCCUGCGAUGCGGUGUAUUCGAGUUCCCAGUUCCCACAGUCGGUUGUGCCUAGGGUGUUUGCGGGAGGGAAUUGCGGGACUGCGAAUCAAGGCCUCGGAGGCUGGUCGGCUCCCCAAGCUGCGGCGGGCUAUUUGGAUCAUGGGUACGCAGAUAGUGGUGCGGGCGUCAGCUGUGAUACACAGCGGUCUCAAGUUCCUCCUCUAACAUACGGCGUCGAUACGUCGUUUGAAUCGCCGUUUCACAAGAUGCUUGCAGCAAUGAACACUUUGAACAUGAUUUCUUAUUAGGUAUCUCACUGUAUCAACUACAGCUUCUACAUAUCACUGCAUUUUUCUCUGUCGCCGUCGUUUGUAUCGCUUUCCUUGUACAGCUAUCGUUGCUA
Molecule: messenger RNA, 1085 nt
Organism: Desarmillaria tabescens
Lineage: Eukaryota; Fungi; Basidiomycota; Agaricomycetes; Agaricales; Physalacriaceae
Exons: 4
Coding region: 40-990 (316 amino acids)
Biological process (GO): regulation of transcription by RNA polymerase II
Cellular component (GO): nucleus
Molecular function (GO): RNA polymerase II transcription regulatory region sequence-specific DNA binding; DNA-binding transcription factor activity, RNA polymerase II-specific
Source: RefSeq, a predicted model, not a curated record